Messenger RNA from Echinops telfairi (small Madagascar hedgehog), 3424 nucleotides. RefSeq names its product RP2 activator of ARL3 GTPase (gene RP2). The record is from RefSeq and is a predicted model, not a curated record. Gene Ontology annotation, biological process: post-Golgi vesicle-mediated transport. Gene Ontology annotation, molecular function: GTPase activator activity. Gene Ontology annotation, cellular component: periciliary membrane compartment; cilium. The transcript has 5 exons. Bases 138 to 1190 code for a protein of 350 amino acids. Lineage: Eukaryota; Metazoa; Chordata; Mammalia; Afrosoricida; Tenrecidae.
GGUUCCGUGGCUCUGUGGGGCGGUGUCCGGAGAGCAACGGGGCCCAGGCGGUCCGGGGUUCGCGUCACACUCCCGGAGGUGUCGGAACUGCUGAGCAGGCGGGGAGUGGCGGCCUGCAAGAUUCUCGAGCAGGGACCAUGGGCUGUUUCUUUUCCAAGAGGAGGAAGGCGGAGAAGGAGUCGCGGCCCGAGGGCGAGGAGGAGCAACCCAAACAGUACAGCUGGGACCAGCGCAAGAAGGUGGAUCCAAAAGAGUAUAUGUUUAGUGGACUGAAGGAUGAAACUGUAGGUCGCUUACCUGGGAAAGUGGCAGGACAACAAUUUGUCAUUCAAGAUUGUGAGAACUGUAACAUCUAUAUUUUUGAUCACACUGCUGCAAUUACUAUUGAUGACUGUACUAACUGCAUAUUUUUUCUGGGACCCGUGAAAGGCAGUGUAUUUUUCCGCAAUUGCAGAGAUUGCAAGUGCACAUUAGCCUGCCAACAGUUUCGCAUGAGAGACUGUAGAAAACUGGAAGUCUUUUUGUGCUGUGCCACUCAGCCCAUCAUUGAGUCUUCUACAAAUAUCAAGUUUGGCUGCUUUCAAUGGUACUACCCUGAAUUAGCUUUCCAGUUCAAAGAUGCAGGGCUAAGUAUCUUCAAUAAUACAUGGAGUAACAUUCAUGACUUUACGCCUGUGUCCGGAGAAUUCAACUGGAGCCUCCUGCCAGAAGAUGCUGUGGUUCAAGACUAUGUUCCUCUACCUACUACAGAAGAGCUCAAAGCUGUUCGUGUUUCCACGGAAGCCAACAGAAGUCUCAUUCCAAUAUCCCGGGGUCAGAGACAGAAGAGCAGUGAUGAAUCAUGCUUAGUGGUAUUAUUUGCUGGCGAUUAUACUACUGCAAAUGCCAGGAAACUAAUUGAUGAGAUGGUUGGUAAAUGCUUUUUCCUAGUUCAAACAAAGGAAGUGACAAUGAAAUCUGAGGAUGCUCAAAGAGUUUUCAAGGAAAAAGCACCUGACUUCCUUCCUCUUUUAGACAAAGGUCCUGUUAUUGCCUUGGAGUUUAAUGGAGAUGGUGUUGUAGAAGGAUGUCAUCUCAUUGUAAAUGAGAUAUUCAAUGGGACCAAGAUGUUUGUAUCAGAAAGCAAGGAAACAGCAGCUGGAGAUGUAGACGGCUUCUACAACUUUGCUGAUAUACAGAUGGGAAUAUGAAGUGUAAUUUGGAACCAAGGACUUGGUAUUAAGCUUUUCCAACUUGUUUAUGUAGAGUAUGAUAAUAUACAUUUUUGUAUUAGCAAUGAUUUUUACUAUGCUAAAAUUUUUAAAGUUUAUUUUUAAUAAAUUGAUGAGUACUGCAUUAUUUACUUGAGGCUCAAAAAUAGUUCAUUUUAAAUUGAAUAGUUUUAAUUAGCGUUAAAGUAUUGAACCGACUCCUCCACUAAGCUUGCAGUUUUAUUUCUUUGCAUAUGAUACUCGUAUUAGAAAAUAGAAGUAACUAAUAGUUCAUUUUUUUUAAUCCUAAGUAAAUGUUCUUCCAAAUUUCUAAGAACGUAGACUUUCAUCGGUGCUCCAUGAUAUUUGUUUGAGAAUACAUUUUUUUUUAUUUAGAGGGACUUUUUACUAUUUGAUCUAGCAUAAUAAACCUGUAUAUGUUAUUUACAUGUGUGCAUAUUCAUUUAAACAAUUGUUUCCUAGUUGCAUGAUCUAGCAAAUGAGAUUUUGUACAUGGAGUUGAUGUAAUACUUUGUACAUUGAUUUUUAAAGAGAUAGGUAUUUGAUAACCAGUUUUGCAAGUUAAACUCUACUAACCGAUGUUGGUAUAGCAAUUUAAAGACUACUUUGUGGGUAGCAUGAUUAUUUGAAUAAAUCCCAUACUGUUUAGUUUUUUAACACAAUGCUGGCUGAUUCUUCUGCUUCCUGAUAAGAAAAGGUAAAUAUGCAAGACUAAUAAACUCUAGAUGCCCUAUCACUGGCAGUUCUUAAAAAGGAAAUUGUUUUAUUAGAUUUUGUAGGCUUUUAAGAGCAUUAGAACAAAACCUGGACAAACAGGUUAAGAAAUGCUGAGGCAUGGUUAUAAGCUAUGCAAAUUAUUUUUAAAUUUCUACAUGAGUUUUACUUUCAGUAAAUAUACCUCACAAGUCAAAAAAUGUUGAAGUACGAUAAACUUAUUUUAGUUGCUUUGAAGCAUUAUUUCCCAAACAUGCUGCUCAUUUACUAGGGCCAAGGAAUCUACUUAUUAAAAAUACACCUUCUUAGGCUCAAUCUCCAGAUGAAUGCUAUCAGUCUCUAGGGACACUCUUUUGAGGAGUAUGUUAGAAUCUAAAAUAAUCAGAGAAUAUUGCUAGGACAGCUUAUGAGAAGGAACUCAACCUGCCAUUCACAUUAUAUGUAGAAGCUAAUAAGAAACCAGCUUUAAUAGGCCUAUUUUUUAAAGAAACUUUAAAUUUAAUUAUAUUUUGAUGAAACAAAGAUUGAAAAUGCCACUUGUAAAAUUCCUCUUAUUGUUUAUUACUAAAAAGAGUAUUUUCAUGUUUUAAAUGAAAAUGUUUGGGGAUAUUUUCCGAUUAGUUUUAAUUCCUACAUUGAAUUGUGUAUGGAUGUUCAGAAAUAGUACACUGAAAGACUUUUCACAUUAAAUUAGUAAUAUUGAGCACCCAGCCACCCUGUGCGUGGCCUUAUGAUACCUGUUAGCAGUGCAUCGUUUCAAUACUUCUAUUAAGGCAUUCUAUACUACAAAACUAGAUUCUCUUUUAGAACAAACUAUUUCAUAAGGUGCAAAUCAAAUUGGGUGAUAAUUUGGAUCACAAUUUACAAAUGAGCUUUACAAACAAUGAUCAGAGGGCAUUAUUUUUCCCUUAUCUAAGCUGUUAGUGUGCUUGUUAGUUGCCAGUCGGGUUAAUCCAACUCAUGGUGACCCCAUUCAACAUAUUCUCUGAUUAUGAUUAUAUUAUGAAACAUCAUUGUUCCCAUUAAAAAUGAGCACAAUAUUUAUUGCUUUAGAAAAAUACACUUCCUUCAGCAAAACUUACAAUUAAGUUCCUUAUAACAUCUUAGCAAAAACUCAGGAAUGUAAUAUAUAAAGGAGAUAUUAACUAAAAUUUUUCCAUUAGAUUUAGUGUCUAUUAACCAAAGCCUAAAAUUUUAUAUACUAAAGUUAGAUAGGAACUCUUACCUGAGUUUAAUAUGUCUUUAAGAACAAUAAUUUGGCUUCUGAAUGUUUAACUGGAUUUUAAACAAUAAGUAAUAAUAAGUAUAAUUAGUUCUGUUGUUUAAAAAAUUGGUAGUAAUCUGAAUAUACAUUUAAUUGUUUAGCUUUGGUUUCAUGAAAAAUGAGUAGCUUUCUUAAAAUUAUAUAUAUUUACAUUUGAUAUUAGCUUUAUUUCUAUUCUUUUAAUAGUACUACUGUUCUUGCUUCUGGAUAUUUAUGCCUGGCUUUUGUAUGUAAU